UGCCGGAUAAUUACCGUGUAACCGUGUGAAAAACGCAUCGUAACGCAUCCAUUCAGUCUCGGUGCAGAUUCGUAUUCAAACGUGCAGAGGGUCUCUCCGAUUGCACAGUGAUGGAUGAUACAACAGUGAGCUGGUUUGGCUGGAUGCAUAAUUUAUCGCUACCGCUGGCGAUAAUAUUCAUACUGCCCUGGCUGUACGUGCUAUUGAUUUUAUCCUCCGUCCCGUACUUGCAUCUAUGCAAUUGGUACCGUGCGCGAUGGCCAUCGCAAUGCAGUGACGAUGAGUUUUGGGAUUCUGCUCGCCGGCUGAUGGCUUCCAUUUGGAACCUUCAUAGUAAACUGUUUCACGGAUACGAAGUGACGGGGCUUGAGCAUCUACCGCAGGAUGGUUCUGCCUUGAUCAUCUAUUAUCAUGGUGCUCUGCCGAUCGACAUGUACUAUCUGACGGCAGAGACAAUGCUGAGGCGCAAUCGGCUCAUCCACACGGUUGGAGAUCGCUUUCUAGACAUGAUACCUGGCUGGCGGCUCGUUUCGAGAAUCAUGAAGGUCACUGCCGGUUCGGUGCAAUCCUGCGUGGAAACGUUGCGUGCUGGAGAGCUGCUUUCGAUCGCACCCGGAGGUGUAUACGAGGCUCAAUUCGGCGAUAAUGGGUACGAGGUGCUCUGGAAAAAACGAACCGGAUUCGCUCGCGUUGCACUGGAGGCAAAAGUGCCAAUUAUUCCUAUGAUCACCGUCAACAUUCGAGAAUGCUUUCGAACUAUGUCGUUAGGGAAGUGGUUGUUCAUCCGCAUCUACGAUGUGCUGAAGGUACCCAUUCUUCCGAUCUACGGAGGUUUCCCGGUAAAAUUACGAACGGUAUUGGGCGAUCCCAUUCCACAUGACGAAUCAUUGUCACCGGAGGCGCUGCAAGAGAUGGUGGCACUGGCCAUCGGUAGGCUGAUCAAAGAGCACCAGCGCGUGCCAGGCGACAUACUGCAGGCGAUCGGAGAUAGAUUUGAUUCGGUGCAGUCCUUUAGGAAGGGUUAAAACGUGUGUUUGUGAUAAUCAUAGAUAACAGAAUAUCGCUAUCUGUGAGGUGUUGUUCCGACAACGGAUAUUCAGUGUACGAAUAUUACAAAUACUUUCCCAAGCAUAAGGUUCGGCAAACAAUAACGAUACGGUUGA
Messenger RNA from Anopheles darlingi, 1163 nucleotides. RefSeq names its product transmembrane protein 68-like. The record is from RefSeq and is a predicted model, not a curated record. The coding region runs from base 111 to 1025 and encodes 304 amino acids. Gene Ontology annotation, cellular component: membrane. Gene Ontology annotation, molecular function: acyltransferase activity. NCBI's taxonomy places the organism in Eukaryota, Metazoa, Arthropoda, Insecta, Diptera, Culicidae. The transcript is spliced from 5 exons.